Cuscuta campestris is the source of this 2254-nucleotide messenger RNA. NCBI's taxonomy places the organism in Eukaryota, Viridiplantae, Streptophyta, Magnoliopsida, Solanales, Convolvulaceae. The record is from the annotation of a GenBank genome assembly.
CUCAAAAUUAUAUACUCCGUAACUCUAUUUUUUUAAGUGUAUACUUUGACACUUAAGAUUCCUCAAAUAUUUGGCACAAGUUCAGGGAGUAUUUGCCUAUUAGAACACUCUCCUGCCGGCGUUGCAGCGGCAGCUGCCACCGCUUCCUUUCAGAGUUUCAGUACGAAUAUGAUGCGCCAAUUGUUAUAGUUUUCGUUUGGGACAUCUACUUUCAGUUUCAUCUCUCUCUCGCUCUCUCUUGCAUGGAUGCUCAGAGUUCCAAUGCUGCGGGAAAACGACAGGCCCUAAUUCUUUGAAGGAAGUGCGAAAUUUCAAGGUGAUCUCGUAAUGGAAAACACUUCGGAGGAACCUAUCUCUGCAACAGUACACUGCCGUGAAAGACUUCAUCAGCUGAAAAAUGUAGGCUCAGUAGACUUUGGUGAUUGGAAGAAGCUGAUCGCAGAAAUUGAGAAAAUUCACCAUGAUGACAUAGAUCUUAUUUCGACAGCAUAUGAGUCUCUCUUGUCAAGGUUCCCAUUGUGUCACUGGUAUUGGCAGCGAUAUGCUUAUCAUCAGGCACGCCUAUGCAAUGCUAAUAAGGCCGUUGAAGUCUUUGAGCAGGCAAUUGAGUUAACACCUUUCUCUGUUGGUUUGUGGUAUGAAUAUUGCCACUUUGCCAUAACUUAUUCUGAUGAUCGAGAUAAUGUUCGCAGAUUGUUUAAAAAAGGCAUGACUAUUGUAGGGAAGGAUUAUUAUUGUCAUGUGCUAUGGGACAAAUACAUAUUAUUUGAAUUCUCCCAGCACAAGUGGAUCCAUCUUGCUAAGGUUUAUGCUCAGGCUUUACGCUUCCCUACCCAAAAACUACAAAAAUAUUACAAAAUUUUUAAGGACCAUGUAACCGUUUUGGAGGAAGAGAUUCAACCUCUCAACAAUGGAAACCUUGAAAUGCACACUGAGUUGUAUAGUGAUGCAACUUCACUAUCUGACAAAGAAAUCUCUCGGGUUGUCAAUGACAUCUGGGAUUCUUCUGAUAUACGCGUGAGGUGUAAAGCAUUACAUAGGUACAAAUCUAUUGGAGAUCAGCUGUAUCAGAAAGCUUCGCAGCUGGAUGAAAAAAUAAAAAGAUUUGAGUCAAACAUUCGUAGGCGUUAUUUUGAUGCAGCUCCUUUAGAUGAUGAUCAACUAAAUAAUUGGCAUCAGUAUCUUGAUUUUAUUGAAAAGCAAGAGGAUUUUGACUGGGCACUGAAACUUUAUGAGAGAUGCAUGAUAUCAUGCGCUAGUUACCCUGAAUUCUGGAUGCGCUAUGUGAAUUUCAUGGAGGCCAAGGGGGGACGAGAGUUAGCAAUUUUUGCUAUAGAGCGGGCAACAAAAGUAUUUUUGAGUAAUAUUCCUGGCAUCCAUCUCUUUUCUGCAAGAUUCAUGGAACAAAUUCGAGAUUUGGAUGGUGCUCGUGCGUCCUAUUCUAAUUAUGACAUGAGUGAUAUCUAUUUCCUUCAAAGUGUUGUAAAUCAAGCAAAUAUGGAAAGGCGACUGGUGCAUGUCAAGCUCUCUCAAUUUCUCUCAACUGGAAAGACAUUUUCACUAAUGAAUUCAACACGGAAUUUUCAGGGAAAUCAAGAAGCUGCUUGUGAGACUUACGAGAAAGCACUUAGAUUGGCAACCUCAGACCAGGGGAAACAACUUUUUCUUCCAAAGCUAUACAUUAAUUAUUACCAUCUUAAACUCAUGAUGACAAAUGAUAUAGAUUCUUCUAGAGAUGUAUUAAUAAAAGGAAUACAACAAGUACCAGACUGCAGACUUCUUUACGAGGUAUAUUCUUACAGCAUUAUAGUCCUUAUGGAUGAGCCUUCAAAACAACACUUCUGUCAGGUGGAUGUCAAAUUAGUUUGCCAGGACUACUAUUUAAUCUGAUUAUGCCUUUCAAGCCAUUAAAGUUUAUAAUGAAAAUAUCGUUCUCAUAAUGUAGCCCUGGAUUCAAAGAAACGUGGGCUUUCUUAAUGGAUUCUUUUUAUUGCUUUUUAAAUUUUUUAUAGGCGAAGACAGAUCCUACUGGUAUGUACUGUGUUCUGUAGAGAAUAUGCGUUCAUAUGAAAAACGUACUUUUUGUGGUAGAGGUGAUUUAGAGAGAGAGAGAUAAGCAGGGGUAAAACAAGGACUCUCCCUUGUUUGGUUGAGGGAAGACAUGUAUAAGAGAGAAGAAAAUAUGCAGGACCCACUAUCAUUUUGUUUCUUUCCCAAUUUAGGGAUAAAGAGGGGAUAAAAGCUUUUCAACUUC